AUGUCAUCUCGUCGUUUAUCUCGCAGUCAAAAUGUAAUUCCAAAACACUAUGAUGUUCAUUUAACAACUGAUCUUGAUUCUGGUCAAUUUUGUGGUUCAGUUAAAAUAGACUUAAUUGUUAAACAACAUAAUCAAACAAGCAUAAAACUUGAUGCAUCUCAUUUAUUAAUUGAAUUGUCGUCUAUUUCCGUAAUAAUAAUAUCAUCAUCAAUACAAAUAGAUUGUACUGUUGAAGUAAAUGAAUCAAAUGAAACUCUUGAGAUACGUCUUACGAAUGAACAAACAUUUUCUUUUGAUAUACCAUAUCGUUUAAUAAUCAAUUCUUUUUCCGGUCAUGUAACAACACAAAAUCAUAUUGGUUUUUAUCGUUCAACUGUUGAUAUAUUAUCAUACAAUGAUAAUAAUUCAAAUGAAAUGUCCAUUGUAAAAAAACAUUAUGGCAUAACACAAAUGUCACCAACACAUUGUCGUCGUGUAUUUCCAUGUUUUGAUGAACCAUCAUUACGUGCUACAUUCGAUUUAACACUCGAUAUACCACGACAUAUGCAAGCAUUAUCAAACAUGCCACAACUUUAUGCACAAGAUAAUUUAUUAAAUAGUGGCACAAAACGAAUACGUUUUCAACAAACUCCGUCAAUGCCAACAUUUCUUCUAUGUUUUGUUAUUGGCGAAUUCGAUAUGAUUCAAGCGGAACCUGUUGAAAGAUUGAAAAAAGAUAGUGGAUUAUCUCCUAUCGAACUUACAGCUUACACAUUACCUGGUAGAAAACAUGAAGCUACAUUUGCAUUGAAUUGUGCACAUAAAGCUCUACAUUACUAUGCUGAUUUGUUUCAAAUCGAUUAUCCAAUGUCAAAACUUGAUCUCGUUGCUGUGCCUGAUCUUUUUUAUCCAGCGAUGGAAGAUUGGGCACUUAUUCUGUUUAAGGAAGAAGAAAUGUUAAUAAAUGAAGAUCAUGCUGUUAGUGUACAAUAUAGAAAUGUUUGUCAAUCAGUAACACAUGAAAUAGCACAUCAAUGGUUUGGCAAUUUAGUCAGUAUUCAUUGGUGGAAUGAUGUAUAUGUUGUAGAAGGUUUCGCCAAAUGGUUUGAAUACUUAGCAACAGAUUAUAUAGUCCCUGAAUAUAAUGUAUUCUCAGAAUUUUUCUCUACACAAUUUGUACGCUACUUUGAUUAUUGUAUUAAUAUUCUUCAUAGUGAAGCAGACGAUAUAGAUGAAAAAGAUUUUUCAUUUGAAGGCUUUAUUUAUUCAAAAGGAUCAUGUUUAAUGCGUAUGUUACAUUUAUUUGUUGGACAAAAUCAUUUUCUUGAUUCAACUCGACUAUUCUUAAAUCGAUAUUCAUAUCGUACUGCAACUGCAAUUGAUUUUUGGGCAUGUGUUGAAGAAAUAACAAAUUUACCAAUAAAAAAAUUAGUGCAUAGUUGGUGUUCGAAAAAAAGUUACCCUGUUGUACAAGUUAAAAUGAUCGGUUAUGAUGAAACAACAGGAAUCUAUGACUUGGAAUUAAAACAAAUGAGUUUUUGUCGUGGCCAUAAUCAAGACAAAAAACCUCAUGAUAAAAAGAUUUCAUGUCACUGUAUCAGAACAAGUGAUCUCAUAUGUGAUACAAAACGAAAUCUAGAUUUAUGCCAAUCAAUCGACAAUAAUGAUAACGAUGAAAAUUGGAUUAUACCAAUAACAAUACUCAAUAGUCAAUCAGAUUGUUUGUUGACUAAAUUUUUAAUUACUAAAAAUCAAGAAAUUAUACAUAUUAAUACAAAUUCAUCUUUACAAACAGAAGAGCAAAGUAUUGAUAAUGAACCAGCAACAAAAAAACGUCGAUCUUCAUCGUUAACAUCGAAUUGGCUUAAAUUAAAUGUAUGCUCAGGUGGACCCUAUCGAGUUUUAUAUUCUUCGGAUAUGUUAGAACAGUUAACACAAGCGAUUGUAAAACAAGAAUUAAACACAUUCGAUAGAUUUAAUUUAGAAAAUGAUAUGUAUGCAUUAGCUAUGGGCGGCUUUACAUCUUUAGUUGAUUAUUUACGUUUACUUUUAAAUGCUUAUGUGAACGAAUUAGAUGAUGAACUCGUUUGGAAAGAUAUUGAAAGUAAUAUAAUACGAAUCGGAACAUUGCUGGAGUAUGAUAAACAAUUAUUUGAUUUUUAUCGACAAUUUGUAAUUUAUUUUCAUCAAAAUUUAUAUCAAAGACUUGGUUUAACAUCUAAUGCUAAUAAUGAAUUGGAAUCAGUUGCACGCGGUCGUUUAAGAUGUUUCUUAUUAGUUAUUUUAGGUACUAUUGGCCAUGAUCCAACAAUUAUAUCCAAUGCACGCGAACGAUUACUGAUAUAUUUAAAUGAUCCAUCAACAACUGUUCUUUGGCCAAUAUGUGCAAUAGUUGCUCAUCAUGCUUCUGACUCCGAUUUAAAUAAUUUAUUUAAAUUAUGGGAACAAUGUCCACGUCGUGACGAUCGUCUUCGUUGUGCGUACGGUCUGUCAUAUAUUCAAGAGCCAUCUCAAAUCGAACGUGUAUUAAAUUUAUUCUCAACAAAUAAUUCAACAAAUACUAACAAUACUAAUAAUAGUGGUAAUUCAAUACGUUUACAUGAACGUAUUGAAUGUUACAAAGGAUUUUGUUUAAGUAAACAAGGCCGAUAUUAUUAUCAAAGAUAUAUUGAAGAUAAUUGGUUAUCAUUAAGAACAAGUUAUAAUGAUGAAUAUCUUGAAGCACUUGUUCGUGAAACAUUCGGCUAUUUUUCAACGAAAGAUGAAGCAAUACGUAUCGAAGAUUUCUUUCUUUCAUAUGAAACAUUUCAUCAAAAAUAUAAAAUGAAUCUAAAAGAAACGCCAGCAACACCUUGUACUCGUAUAGCUGUGCACUUAUGUUUGGAUGAUAAUGAAUUAUUAUCAAUGAAUAAAAAUAGUUUAUCAUCGCCUAUACAUCAUCACCGUUCAAUUGUUCCCAACAAAGUCAAAGAAGUAGCGUCUAUUAUUGCUCAUACAACUCGUACUCGUGCUGCUUUACUUGAACGUGAUCGUGAUGAUUUAUUUGCAUUUUUUCAGUCGAAUUCUUUUCCAAUAUUAUCUUUAUCUUCAAAUGCAUCGAGUCAGAUUUCUUCCGUUAGUACAACACAGGUAUUACCAUCAUGUUCAUUAACAUUGACAACAAGUGGAAAUAAACGAAAACGACCAGUUUCUUCAUUGAAUGCUAGUAAUUCGUCUCCACCUGUACGCAAUUUAUUAGCAUCGGAUACGAUUGCUUGA
Molecule: messenger RNA, 3237 nt
Organism: Rotaria socialis
Lineage: Eukaryota; Metazoa; Rotifera; Eurotatoria; Philodinida; Philodinidae
Source: the annotation of a GenBank genome assembly